CAUAUCACGAGUACUCUGCCAGACAGGUACCAUCCACUUAACCAACCGGAUGGAUGAAUAGUAGAUAGUUAGUGAUCGGUCGAUGGCGCACGAGGACUCCUAGUUUAUCCUGUAGGAUACAAGACUUACAGGUAUAUCUGCUAGUGUCAUAUCGAUAAAUAUCCAUAUUCGUGUUCGAUAUACUAUUGAUCCGAUCAUCCGGAGGUUAAUCACGGGAAAAUUAAAAGUACGAACUAAAGUGUGAAGAACAAGCUUGUGAUACUGAAUAAAUAUUUGUUCAACCAAUUGAACAACAGCUGCACGUGACGAUUGAUUUAAUAUUAAUAAUAAUAUUUUCUGUACGUUGUGCAUUGUCGGAUCAAUAGUGUUAUUUGUUAGAGACUUCUACCUGGUGAUUUCAAAAGUACCGUUCAAUACCUCGUGGAUCUUAAUCAAGAAUCAGAGGACUGAUUAUUAAUGAAAAUAAAGUCAUACGUGAUGCACGGUUUUUGAUUGUGGAAAAAAUAAUAUAUAGAAGAAACACCUGUCACGAUGGCUCCCAGGAAAAGUAUCUGCCUGCUGCUGAUGUUUCUGGCCACCACAUAUGCUUACACGGUUUCUUAUCUACCACAUAGUAGGGGUAGGAAACUCUUUGGUGGAUACCGGAUAGUUCCUAAGGUGUGCCAACCUACAAACCCUUCGACGAUCAAGUCGGACCAACCAGCUGUAUGUAUGUUCAAUUAUGAGUGCUCCAGACGCAACGGUGAAGUAGUUGGUGCUUGUAUGGAUGGAUUUUUAUUUGGUGCUUGUUGUCAAUUGCCAAUUAAACAAGCUAAUGAAGAGACGAUGGACAAAGAAGCAAGCACGGAAGAUUUGUUGAAUCUUCAUGAGAUCGAUCAUGUACCAGACAUACCGAUUUUAUUGAAUCCCGAUGGAACACCUGUUGGAAUGGAUACUUCCGGUUCUACUAGUGGUACUAAGACAGUUUCGAAUACCAGGACCUCAUCUUCAACUAUUGUGCCACCUCACCAUCCUGGUCAUUACACGGAUACCGAUGAAAAUGCAGCAAAGCCGCAGGUUCCAUCUCAAGUUGACUUCAGCCAUUUGGAACAGGAUUUCCCAGUACUCUUAGAUCAGCAAGGAAUCCUAGAUGAUCUUAGGCUUCCAGGAUUAUUAACCCACUCGGACUCUAAUAAUGAUAUUCAAGACCAUCAAGACACUUCAGCAAUUAAUCCAGUCACUACUCUUCUCAGUCCAGAUCAAGUUUUACAGAUUGCUGACCCUGUUGAUCAACUUCCUGCACUUUUCUCUCAGGGUUUGAGUCAUAAUAAUCAUAGCAUGGCGGAUACUAUUCUUCUCAAUGAAUAUGGUGCCACUCUUAAUGAGACUCAUAAUCCUGAUGAACUUUUUAAACCUAAUAUCGACGGGAGUGCUGGUACCCAUGAGAAGAAACCAAUUCAAAAUCAAAAUGGUUCCUCGCAGACAAUCUCCAAUUCAUCAAUGACUCAAGGAACUACUGGAGAGAAAAAUCAAGCUCCCACUCACAAAAUCACAGCUAGUACCUGGUUACCUAGUGUCACUCAAAAGAUCUCGAGCACCGAGAAGCCGUCGGCAAUUACUCAGAAGUCCACGAGUUCAAUGGCAAUUACUUCCAAUCAGAAAACUUCUGUUACUACGAAACCGGUCUUCACAGCAAGUACAGGAAACUUAAGAGUUAGUUCUGGCUCUUCAACACUCAGGACAGAAUCUACUACGCCUAUGUCUACUACCGUUGAUAAAAAGGAAGAGUUGAUUAGAGUACCUACUAUUACAUAUGAUGCGCAGUCUGGAAAUAAGAAGGAUGAUGUAUUAGAUCAUGAAGAAAUUUCAAUUAAUCACAUAAUAUCUAUUUUGAAUGAUACUACUUCUAUCUCUGAUGCUCAAGUUAUAUCUCAGAACAACAGUCCUAUUCACACUUGGAUAAGUGUUGAUGAAACUUCUAAACCUUCUAUCAUUAAACUGUCCUCAUUAAAGCCUUCAGGUAGACCUUCCACUAGACCGUCUACCAGACCAUCAACAACAACUACUGAAUUUCCAUACACUUUCUAUAAGCCAGGACAGGCGACUUAUUAUAAUUAUGAAACUGUGCCUACCGAAGCUACUGGAAGUUCAAGUAAUCCUCAAGUCCUGUUCCCAAACACAUAUUCCUCUAGACCAUCGGGUACUCAAGGUACUUUUGACACUAGUAGUUUAUCAUACUCAACCAGACCGUCUACCAAUCCACCAGCACCAACCGUUAUAGUACUUGGACCAUUGGGAACUGAAUUUACAACAGCAACGACCCAAAAAACAUCAACAAGACGACCUGUUGGGUCAACCAAACCUGGAGUUACAAAGAAACCUAGUGGCUCCACAACGAUAACUCAUAAUAUUAGUACAUUUAUCUCUACAAGUAAUACAGCAAGUAAUGACAAUCAUGUAGUAUCUACUAGUUACAUCAGUGUCAACCUAAAGGACAGUACUAGUAGUAAGCCCUCAGUAUCGCAGAGUCAAGUCACUCCAGGAGCUAUAAUAACUAAUGAUGAUACAGACUACGAGUUAGUAACUACAAAGAAUCCUAACAGUGUUACCAAAAGACCAACAACCAUGUGGACAACUUUAUCAAGUUGGUCGGGGAAGCCCAGUUUUCACCUGAAACCAUCGAAUCCAAAUUUCAAUUGGCCUCAAGAUAACAUAAACUCGGAUAACACAAUCAUCUUAAAGGAUCCUUUAGCAGUCGAUAACAUCAUUACCAUGACCAGUCCAUCUCCGUGUGAGGAAGAGACAGCAGCACCUAAUGAUCUUAUAAAUUUCCCACCAGUAAGGAAUCCCAAUCUCAAUUUCUCAGUAUCGGCAUCUCAGCAAGAAAAACCUACCCUGGUGGAGACUUUUAAUAAUACUGGUUAUCCUGACAUCGAAUUAGUAAGCGAGAACGAAAUACCGACACCGGCAUUCAUUGAGGACGAUGUCUUGACCAACAAAGUAGACGUAUUUGUCAAUAAGAUCGUCGAGUCUCUUCAAGAAAACUUCGACGACCUCAAGGAUGUCGUGUACAACAAGAGAAAUACUUCCUUAGCCCCAAUAAGCGCGCCGACAGUCACGAGGAGGCCUACAACCAGCAGUCCUGCUGUUAGUACAACCAGGAAACCAGUUCGGAGACCAACUCAAACAAGUAAACCCUCUCAGGUCACUACCAAGAGACCAGUAACCACCAGGAGACCACCGACCCGACUCUCUAGUACCACGGUCAGACCUGUUUCUGGUGAUAGACCAGUACGUCCAGGAAAACCUACAACCACGAGACCUAGACCAACUACACCACAUACUGUAACUACGAAAAGACCUCAGACUACUACCAGGAGAACAAAACCUACAAGGAAACCUACAGUUCCCACUGUAGCUGUGAUUGAAGAUACCGAAGAAGAGGAAGUACCUUCGACCUCCGUCAUCCUUUCUACCACAACUGAGAAAGCUACUUUUACAUCGGAUUUUAAAAAAGAAUGUGGUAUAAGACCGCAAUUCAAGUCUGGAAGGAUCGUUGGUGGGAAACGUGCUAGUUUCGGCGAAUGGCCUUGGCAGGUAUUAGUACGCGAGGCUACAUGGCUUGGACUCUUCACGAAAAAUAAAUGUGGCGGUGUUCUUAUCACUAAUAAAUAUGUCGUUACUGCAGCGCAUUGUCAGCCUGGAUUUUUAGCCUCUCUGGUUGCUGUUUUCGGCGAGUUCGACAUAUCCGGCGAGUUAGAACCGAAACGUAGCGUUUCCCGUAAUGUACGCCGGGUUAUAGUUAACAGGGGUUACGAUCCGGCAACAUUCGAGAACGACCUGGCACUUUUGGAAUUGGAAACUCCAAUUCAAUUCGACACGCACAUUGUGCCAAUUUGUAUGCCAGAUGACAAUGCAGAUUUCACUGGAAGGAUGGCAACAGUAACAGGCUGGGGACGUUUGAAAUACAAGGGUGCUGUACCAUCGGUUCUUCAAGAGGUCCAAGUACCGAUAAUGGAGAAUUCGGUCUGUCAGGAAAUGUUCCAGAUCGCUGAACAUCCGAAGCGUAUUCUAGACAGUUUCCUGUGCGCAGGAUACGCCAAUGGUCAAAAGGACUCUUGUGAGGGCGAUAGCGGCGGGCCACUGGUGAUGGAACGUCCUGAUGGUAGAUGGGUUCUCGUGGGUACCGUUUCUCAUGGAAUAAAAUGCGCAGCACCAUACUUACCUGGUGUCUACAUGAAGACCACUUUCUUCAAGCCAUGGCUCCAUAGCAUCACUGGAGUCUGAUGAAUGAGAGGUGAUUCCCUUGAUAACUCAAUGAAGGGUUGAUACAGCCUCUCCUGUAUAAAUGUACAAAAGAAGACUAAUUUAUUACGAACCACAAUGCCGUUUUUUUGAUAAAAACGAUAUCAAGGAACAAUUCCAUUUAUGAGUGCACUUAGGGUACGACCUAACUAAGGUCGCUAUCAUAAAUGACCUUAUGACACGUGUAUAUACCUAUGAAGUGCAUACGUCUCUAUAGAUAUUAUAUAUAUAUAUAGCGCCUUAUUUAUUUUUCUUUUUUAGCCAUUAUUUAUUAAACAUAUUUUUAUACGAGUAUA
Cephus cinctus (wheat stem sawfly) is the source of this 4580-nucleotide messenger RNA. It is a transcript of the gene flz, whose product is annotated as mucin-5AC. NCBI's taxonomy places the organism in Eukaryota, Metazoa, Arthropoda, Insecta, Hymenoptera, Cephidae. Gene Ontology annotation, molecular function: serine-type endopeptidase activity. The transcript is spliced from 7 exons. Bases 532 to 4266 code for a protein of 1244 amino acids. The record is from RefSeq and is a predicted model, not a curated record. Gene Ontology annotation, biological process: proteolysis.